Molecule: messenger RNA, 1469 nt
Organism: Solanum stenotomum
Lineage: Eukaryota; Viridiplantae; Streptophyta; Magnoliopsida; Solanales; Solanaceae
Product: pectinesterase 1-like
Exons: 5
Coding region: 133-1239 (368 amino acids)
Biological process (GO): cell wall modification
Molecular function (GO): pectinesterase activity
Source: RefSeq, a predicted model, not a curated record
AAUCAAAGCACUCAUUCAAAUAUGAGUAGUUACCUCUAUUUUCUUUUGUUCAAUUUUGUAUAAAAAAAUUAAACCAAAAAUAUUUCCCAUUCAAGAAACCAAGAAACUAAAAAACCAAAAAAUAUAUUAAAAAUGGCUGGAAAAAAUACCAUAUUUGUUGUGGAAACAAUUAUCAUAACAUUUCUUUGUUUCAAUAUUAUUGGAGUAUUUUCUGAUGAUUUAGUUCCAAUUCCAGCUGAUAAAUCACAAUUAAAUAGUUGGUUUGAAGCAAAUGUUAAACCAUUAGAUGCAAGAAAAGACACUUUAGACCCUGCCCUUGUAGCUGCUGAGGCUAAUAAAACUAUUAUUAAGGUGAGGACAGAUGGAAGUGGUGAUUUCAAGACUAUGACAGAAGCUGUUAAAAGUAUUCCAGAAGGGAAUAAAAGAAGAGUUAUUAUUUGGAUUGGAGGUGGAAAUUACACUGAAAAAAUCAAAAUUGAGAGAACAAAGCCUUUUGUUACAUUUUAUGGAGACCCUAAAAAUGUCCCAAAUAUUAUAUUUCAUGGAACUGCAAAAGAAUAUACUACUGUUGACAGUGCCACUGUGAUUGUUGAAUCUGAAUAUUUCAAUGCUGUUAAUAUCAACUUCGUGAAUACAGCACCAAGACCAGAUGGGAAAAGUGACAAAGCUCAAGCAGCAGCAUUGAGGACAGGAGGAGAUAAAGCCUCAUUGUAUAAUUGUAAAAUGUUUGGAUUUCAAGAUACUUUUUGUGAUGACAGUGGAAAACAUUUCUUUAAAGAUUGUUAUAUUGAAGGCACUGUUGAUUUCAUCUUUGGCAAUGGCAAAUCCUUAUAUCUGAACACAGAGACACAUGUAAUUCCAGGGGAUCCAAUGGCAAUGGUGACAGCACAUGCAAGGGCAGCAGAAAAUUUUGAUAGUGGAUUUUCUUUUGUACAUUGUAUGAUUACUGGUACUGGAAAUACAGCAUAUUUAGGAAGGGCAUGGAAACAAUACUCCAAAGUUGUUUUCUCUUAUACUGAUAUGACUGAUGUUAUUCACCCUGAAGGAUGGUCUGAUUUUGGCAAAAAAGAAUUUGACAGCACGGUAUAUUAUGGUGAAUACAAGUGUAAAGGAGCAGGAUCAACUUUGGAUAAAAGAGUUCCAUUUACAAAGAAAUUAAGUGAUGAAGAGGCAAAACCUUUUAUCUCCCUUGCUUAUAUUGAAGGCUCCAAGUGGCUACUUCCUCCUGUGACACUUUAAAUAUUUGAAGUAUUAUGUCGUGGUGCUAUUUUAAAGCACUUAUAAAAUUUUGAUUUUCAUUUAAUUUUUUGUUAAAUAAUUUCUUAGUUUUUCAUGUGUCUAUCCUAAUUUUGUAAAGGAAUGGCAUGUCAUUCCUUAAUAUCUAGGGAACUAUUUGCAUCUAUGUUGUACUUCUUUUUCGUAUCAAUAAAUCGAUAGGGGUUAAGUCAAACCCCAUUCACGAUCGAUCA